CAUACACAUGCCGUUGUUGUUAGAAAGUCAGACAUUUCCUAGUUCCAACAAGUAUGUGGGCGCUGCAUAGAACCUGGGAAAUUCCCAAGGAAAAACGAUACUUAUUUCCGCAUUCAGAUUUCACUGCUUUCCAGACUGUUGCGUUUGCGAUUUGUGUAGCCUAUUGUCUACAUUUUAACAGAGAAGUCUGUGCUCUGUGAUUUAUUUUCCCUCCUCAAAGAUGGCCCAGUGGUGCCAGAUGAAACUAGUGGACCCUAAAUACCAGGAGCAGGUCCACCAGCUCUAUGAUGACUCCUUCCCCAUGGACAUCAGACAGUACCUCAGCAAGUGGAUUGAGAGCAUUGACUGGGAUAAUGUGGCUGUUGAUGAAUCCCUGGCCACUGUCCGCUUCCAAGAUCUCCUAGCCCAGCUUGAUGACCAACACAGCCGCUUCGCCCUGGAGAAAGACCUCCUGCGACAACACAACAUCCGCAAGCUCAAGGGAAACCUCCAGGACCACUUUCAGGAGGAACCUGUUUACAUGGCCAUGAUCAUCUCUAGAAACCUGAAGGAGGAGCAGAGGAUUCUGGCUGCUGCCAAAAGCAUAGAGACCGACAGAGAAGACACACAGACCAGCAUGGUUCUGGAGAAGCAAAAGCUGGACAACAAAGUCAAAGACAUGAAAAACAAGGUUCAGGAAGCGUAUCAGAAUAUAAAGUCUCUGGAAUACCUUCAAGACGAGCAUGACUUUAAGGAAAAUAAUCUUAAGAACAGAGAACAUGAAAUGAACGGGCUGACACCCAAACAGCUGGAAUACGAGAAGCUGAUGAUUGUAGAGAUGUGUUUCAAGCUGAAGUUCAAGAGAGUGGAAGUGGUUGGCCAGUUGGCGGAGGUGCUCAACAUGGCCGAGGCGGUCCAGUCAGACCUGAUCUCAGAGGAGCUGCCUGAGUGGAAGAAGAGGCAGCAGCGCUCCUGUAUUGGAGGACCACCCAACACAUGUCUGGACCAACUGCAGAACUGGUUCACAGCGGUGGCAGAAAGCCUGCAGCAGGUGAGGCAGCAGCUGAAGGAGCUCCAGGAACUAGAGCAGAAGUACACAUACGACAACGACCCAAUCAAACAGCAGAAAGGCUUCCUGGAGGGGCGGGCCUUGGCACUGUUCCGGAACCUCCUUGAACAUUCCUUGGUGGUAGAGAGACAGCCCUGUAUGCCCACACAUCUACAGAGACCUCUGGUGCUACAGACAAAGAUGCAGUUCACUGUCAAGCUCAGAUUUCUUGUGACGCUCCAGGAAUUCAACUAUCAGCUCAAAGUGAAAGCUUUGUUUGACAAGGACGUUACAGAAAAGAAUGGGUUUCGUAAGUUCAACAUAUUGGGUACCGACACAAAAGUUAUUAAUAUGGAGGAGUCAAAUGGAAGCUUGGCUGCAGAGUUUUCACAUUUGAAACUGCUAGAGCAGAGAGUGACUGGAAAAGGAAAGAAAGAGGGGCCUCUCAUUGUGACAGAGGAGCUGCACUGCAUCUGCUUUGAGUCGGAACUCCGCCAGUCAGGUCUGGAAAUCAAACUAGGGACCAUCUCCCUGCCCAUCGUGGUCAUCUCCAACAGCAGCCAGAUGCCCAGUGGCUGGGCCUCCAUCCUGUGGUACAACAUGCUGACCAGCGAGCCCCAGAACCUGGAGUUCUUCCUGAGCCCUCCGACAGUGUCCUGGGGUCAGCUAUCUGAGGUGCUGAGCUGGCAGUUCUCCUCUGUCACCAAGAGGGGACUCAAUGAUGAGCAGCUAGGCAUUCUGGCCGACAAACUACUGGGCCAGAAAGCACAGAGGAAUCCUGAGGGCCUUAUCCCCUGGACCAUGUUUGGUGCUGUCAAGAGCCUCAGUGAGAAGAGGUUUCCCUUCUGGCUGUGGAUCGAAGCCAUCCUGGACCUCAUCAAGAGACAUCUGCUGACCCUGUGGAAUGAUGGUUGCAUCCUGGGCUUCGUGAGUAAGGAGAGGGCAAAGGCCAUGCUGACUGGGAAGUGUCCAGGCACGUUCCUGCUGCGCUUCAGUGAGAGUAGCAGAGACGGAGCCAUCACAUUCACUUGGGUGGAACACGACCUAAACGAUGAGCCUGUAUUCCAUGCAGUGGCGCCCUACACCAAGAGUGAGCUGUCUGCCGUCUCUCUGCCUGACAUCAUCCGAACCUACAAGGUGAUGGCAGCUGAGAACAUCCCAGAGAACCCACUCUGCUUCCUCUACCCAGACAUCCCCAAAGACGAGUCCUUCGGAAAGUACUACACCAGGGCCUCCGAGGAGAGUACCUCAGCAAGUGGAUUGAGAGCAUCGACUGGUAAGCAAGCAGGGAUGACGACUGCAGGGAGGCUGCUGUUAAAUGGAUAUACAAAGAUCUAUUCUAUUUGACCGGUAUUCUAUUGUACUCUACCCUUUUCAAUUAUAUCUGUAUUUUAUUGUAUUUCAUCUCGUUCAUCCAAUCUUAAUUGCCCUGUGAAUCCAUAUCUAUGUAGAGAUAAUGUUGCUGUUCGGAUAUUGAUAUACAGUAUGUCAAUGAUCCAAUCCAUAGG
Molecule: messenger RNA, 2535 nt
Organism: Salmo salar (Atlantic salmon)
Lineage: Eukaryota; Metazoa; Chordata; Actinopteri; Salmoniformes; Salmonidae
Source: RefSeq, a predicted model, not a curated record